Myotis daubentonii (Daubenton's bat) is the source of this 738-nucleotide messenger RNA. RefSeq names its product translocase of inner mitochondrial membrane 10 (gene TIMM10). Lineage: Eukaryota; Metazoa; Chordata; Mammalia; Chiroptera; Vespertilionidae. The record is from RefSeq and is a predicted model, not a curated record. Gene Ontology annotation, biological process: protein insertion into mitochondrial inner membrane. Gene Ontology annotation, cellular component: mitochondrial inner membrane.
GGUCAGGCCUGCGGUUUAGAGAGUUCCCUCCCGGUCUGUCGGUCUCCUGGGGAGAGGUGACCUAGGAGCCCUGAGCGUCAGGCCCGGGGACUCGAUGUCCAGCCCCGCUAGUGACGUGCUGUGUGACCUUGGGCUAGGCAGUGUUCCCCUCCCGGGCCUCAGUUUCCACAUCUGUGAAAUGGGAUGGUUGAACUCAGGACUAGGAGGUAGGAAGGAGAUCACCGUGCAGGGCUGAGAUGGAUCCGCUCAGGGCCCAGCAGCUGGCGGCGGAGCUGGAGGUAGAAAUGAUGGCUGAUAUGUACAACAGAAUGACAAGUGCCUGCCACCGAAAGUGUGUGCCUCCCCACUACAAGGAAGCAGAACUGUCCAAGGGCGAGUCUGUAUGCCUGGACCGGUGUGUCUCCAAGUACCUGGACAUCCAUGAGCGGAUGGGCAAAAAGCUGACAGAGUUGUCUAUGCAGGAUGAAGAGCUGAUGAAGAGGAUGCAGCAGAGCUCUGGGCCUGCAUGAGGCCCCGCAGGAUCCACCCCGAGGUGCACCCUGUCCCUUCCCACUUGUCUAAUUAAAGUGCCCCUGUGGGGUGUCAUCUGUGAAGACUGUCAGGCCUAGGCUGUCUCUAGAGAGUCUCCGGGAGCCUGAAGCCUGGCUCUCCCCCAGUUGAAGAAUGGGUAUUUGUCACACUGGAAUGUGACUGUGCGUGUGUGUGUGUAUGUGUGUGUACAUUAAAAGAUUUUGUUGA